GAAACCUAAGAAAAUUUGGUAUCGCAGCCGCAGCAGACGGAGAGUAAUGGCGAGCACUUCGUCGUCUUCCUCAUCUUCUGCUCGCGAAUUCGAAGUUGAGAAGGAGAUUAAGAGGCAAGAGGUUGCAAUAGAUGAAUUGAACUGUCUCUCUUCUUCUCGUAGAGUCUACCACAUAAACGGGAACCUCUUCUUCCUCACAACCGCGGAGAAAGCGAAAAAGAAUGCGCAAAAACAACUCGACUCAAAAUCUGAAAUCGUCAAGAUUCGUUCGCAGACAUAACUGUGGAGCUUUUGUAGUUGCUUAAAAAUCCAAAGGUUCUUCUCGAUACAGAGCUUACCUCUCUCUAUCUCUCUAUUGCUUCAACUUGUUGAUGUAAUGGAAUGCUAUAUAUCAAUUUUCAUCAGUUUAGUAUGAAACACUAAAGAAAGAUCAAUUUCGUUGAAUUGGUUGCAGAUAUCUUGGAUUUUAAUUUUCUAAAUCAGCUAUUCUGAUAAUAAGUUCCUUUAAUUACCUAAGA
Molecule: messenger RNA, 518 nt
Organism: Eutrema salsugineum
Lineage: Eukaryota; Viridiplantae; Streptophyta; Magnoliopsida; Brassicales; Brassicaceae
Biological process (GO): protein folding
Cellular component (GO): prefoldin complex
Source: RefSeq, a predicted model, not a curated record